Alosa sapidissima (American shad) is the source of this 3081-nucleotide messenger RNA. It is a transcript of the gene mmp11a, whose product is annotated as matrix metallopeptidase 11a. The record is from RefSeq and is a predicted model, not a curated record. The transcript is spliced from 8 exons. Gene Ontology annotation, cellular component: extracellular matrix. Gene Ontology annotation, biological process: collagen catabolic process; proteolysis; extracellular matrix organization. Gene Ontology annotation, molecular function: zinc ion binding; metalloendopeptidase activity. NCBI's taxonomy places the organism in Eukaryota, Metazoa, Chordata, Actinopteri, Clupeiformes, Clupeidae. The coding region runs from base 396 to 1862 and encodes 488 amino acids.
UAUAUUUCAGUGCCUUCUUAUUACUUUUAAGUCUAAGCAUUUUCGUUUCUCAUUCUUAUGUGGGCAUAAAUGGCUCUCAGGAAACGUGCAUAGAAAUGGUUAAAGAGCGGCAAAAUGGCAAAGCAGAGAAUUUCUAGGCUACUGUAGUAUGCUGUCUGCAGCGGGAAAGGGUUAAGCGUCACGUGGUGGCGGGUGAUAUUGUCACCCUGGCCAUGAAGUGGGGGUAUAAGAGUGUAAUUUGAAGAAAGAACAAAGAAAUCAUAGCACAUUAAAGUUCCAGUCCUCUGAUCUGACGCGUUGUCUCUGCGCAAAGCUGAUAGCCAUUUCUCUCCAUAACGCACGGUUGGCUUUACUGUGCGAAUUAAACUGCAGCAGGUUCGAUCGGGUUCAUCACAAUGUGGAUCUCUUGGCUUCUCUCGAACACUUUCGCCCUUCAUUUUCUCUUGUGCCUCGACUGUUUGCCAGUUGUUGAGAGAAGGGACUUUGACAAACGCAAAACAGCAGAGUCUGCAGCUUGGCCUCAGAGCCCUGGCACCCCGAGCCUGAAGAAGAGAGGGCACGAGCCCCAUCCUCAGGACACGCUCAAGUCACCAGUCUGGAGCAGCGCCCCCCACUGGAAUGAGACGGGAUCCUUUAAUCGCCCGCGAUGUGGCGUGCCAGACUACCCCACACGCCAGGGGGCGCUCAAGAGCAGAAGGCAGCGGCAGAAACGCUUUGUCCUCUUUGGAGGCCGCUGGGAAAAGACUGACCUCACUUACAAGAUAAUGCGCUUCCCCUGGCAGAUGACCGAGGACAAGGUCCGGCGGGUUCUGCAGGAGGCGUUGAGAGUGUGGAGUGAGGUCACUCCACUGACCUUCUCAGAGGUGCACAGCUCAGAGGCAGACAUCGUCAUCGACUUCAACAGAUACUGGCAUGGCGAUAACCUGCCCUUUGAUGGUCCUGGCGGGAUUCUGGCCCAUGCUUUCUUCCCCCGGACCCACCGGGCAGGAGACAUCCAUUUUGACUAUGAUGAGUCUUGGACUGUAGGCAAUGAGAUGGGCACAGACCUCCUGCAGGUGGCGGCCCACGAGUUUGGCCAUGUGUUGGGCCUGCAGCACUCCCUGGAGCCUGGAGCCAUCAUGUCCCCCUUCUACAGCUUUUCCUACCCAUUGGAGCUCAGCGACGAUGACAAGCAGGGCAUCCAAUACCUGUACGGCCCUCGGCCAGAAGCUCCACCUCCCCCUCCCCCUCCACUCCCAGGAAAUACAGAGACCAAUGAGAUUACUCCACAUAUGCCGGAUGCGUGCCACACUGAUUUUGAUGCGGUGUCAGUGAUCCGUGGGGAGCUCUUCUUCUUUAAGGAAAGCUACACCUGGCGCAUCCGAGAGGGCCGGCUGCAGGAGGGCUACCCCGCCCUGGCCUCCAGGCACUGGAGGGGAAUUCCCCAGCGCAUCGACGCUGCCUUCGAAGACAAAUCUGGCAACAUAUGGUUUUUCCAGGAUCACAGCUACUGGGUGUUUGAUGCGGAGCAGCAGAUCACUGGGCCGGACUGGCUGCAGAGGCUGGGGCUGACCGUGGCGCCCGUCCAGGCGGCCCUGCGCUGGAAGGAGGGAGCUGAGCACCACACUUACUUCUUCCACUCAGGCAGCUACUGGCGCUUCGACCCGCUCCAGAACCGCGUGGAUCCGGCCUACCCUCGCAGCAUCAGCCACGACUGGCAUGGGCUCCCUGACGACAUCGAGGCUGCAUUCCAGGAUCGAUAUGGAUAUGGCGUGUUCAUCAGCAGACGACACUACUGGAAGGUGGACCCUGUGGACCGCAGGGUUCUGGAGGGGUACCCCCGCCUUGUUGGACAGGACUUCUUUGGCUGCAGUGGGCGUUAGGGCGACUCUGCUGCUAGUAUGAUCCAGAGCCACUGGGUCCAGUGAUUAUAUCUGUGCCUGCUAUGCUCACACCUCCCCUGAGUUACUGUGUGUGUGUUGGGGGUGGGGGGGGGACUCCACUCUUAUCUCCUGUUUCUAGCCAUGUCAUUUUUCAGUUUCAUGAGUUUUGGAUUAAUGAAUAAGGUUUUCUAAUUAGUAGAGCAUUUCCAUUUAGCUACAUUUGACAUUUUACAAAUAUUUACACAAAGUUCCAAUGGACUUCGAAGCUUAAUCGUCUUCUUCUCAGGAAUCCAUUGAAGCAUUUAUCCAAGUGAAGCAUGCAGUCAUAUGUGGAUGCGUGAACAUUUAUUUGUAAUUUUAGUGUUUGCCUUUGUUGUACUUCUGAAGUGGUUCCCUCUAAACUCAUCAGGUGGUUUGCUAAAAAACACAACCUCACAUACGGUAGCAGGGAGGGCCCGCCUGCAUCUCCCAUUGGUGCUAAACUCUUCCUGGAAAUCAGGGACUCCACAGGCACAUGUCUGUCUCUCCUCAAGGACGAUGACUCAGAGGUGCUAGAUACUGUUUUUUUUUUGUAAGACAGCAUAUUUCUGUUUCAAAAAAGGUAUGAAAAAACAAACAAUGAAAACACACGACUGUUGUCCCUUAUUCCAGCGCAUACACAUUUGUGGGUCCACAGUCCUCUGUUAACCCCUUCUAUGGGUUUAAAUUAAAUCUAUUAUGUAACUAGACCAGUACAGUCAGUGAAGUACUCUGUCAUUUUGUCAAGAUGUAAACAUCAGUUUACAGUUGUGCACCUCUGUUAAUAUUACAUUUCAAUACAACACAUUUUAAAUAUCCUCUUAUGACUGAAGUUUGUACCAUCCUGUCAGCGUGCAUGUGAUAGUAGCUCAAUAGAACACAGCGGGGUCCACAGGGUGGUGUGUUAAGCAUCAUGUUUCAAGUGGUUAUGUGCCUUUAACAUGCUACUGGUUCUCAGUGCUGGCCACUGAUAGCAUUUUAUACUUUUAACACCAGUUUCAUGUUGGUUCUUAAUCACACUAUCCUCAGUUCUACACUAAUUAAUUUUGAUUGCAGGUUAGUUAUUGUUUAAUAAUUGUUUUAAUAACUCUUUCUGUGGGAUGUGAAAUGGAGUAUUCAAUGGUAAAUCCAUGUUUCUUUUUGUAUGUCUGUUCUCGCUUACUUAGGUUAAACAAUUAAAUGGUGGUUUCAAUUUAAUUCA